ACCCUAUAAAGGGUGAGUAGCCCGCUCCGGGGAGUCUCAGGCCUCCGGCUCGCCCACUGAGCCCCGUGACGCCCGGGCGAGCCCAGCUCCCUCCGCCGGUUCCCGGGAGCGCCAGGCCUCGACUCGUGCGCAGCGAACGCCGCGCCGUGCGCCACGUGAGGCGGAGCCCGCCCCCCCCCCCCCCGAGCGGCGCGCGCACCCGGCGCUGAGCGUCGCGUGACUCGGCCGGCGCGAGGGGGUGAGCGCCCCGGCCGGGCUGCGCCGCGCCACUUCCGACGCGGCGCUCGCUUCAGGUUCCGGGGCGCGCCGCCUCGGAUCGCGGCCUGGGAUCCGGCGGGAUGGAGGAGGCCGCGCUCGGGGAGGCCGAACUCAACUGGUCCCGCCUCAGCGUGUCGGCCGAGGCCCUGGAGUCGGAGCUGGAGGCGCGCACCGAGGAGCGGCGCGGCUCGCGGGAGGCGCUGCUGCGGCUGCUGCUGCCCUACAACCGCCUGACGUCGCUGCCGCGGGCGCUGGGCGGCGGCUUCCCGCACCUCCAGCUCCUGGAUGUGAGCGGCAACGCGCUCACGGCGCUGGGACCCGAGCUGCUGACGCUGAGCGGCCUGCGCACGCUGCUGGCCCGGAACAACCGGCUCGGCGGCCCCGGCUCGCUGCCCAAGGGCCUGGCCCAGUCGCCGCUCUGCCGCAGCCUCCAGGUGCUCAACCUCAGCGGCAACUGCUUCCAGGAGGUGCCCGCCUCGCUGCUGGAGCUGCGCGCGCUCCAGACCCUCAGCCUGGGCGGCAACCAGCUGCAGAGCAUCCCCGCCGAGAUCGAGAACUUGCGGAGUUUAGAAUGUUUAUACCUUGGAGGAAACUUCAUUAAAGAAAUCCCACCAGAAUUAGCAAAUCUGCCUUCUCUGAAUUACUUGGUGUUGUGUGACAACAAGAUCCAAAGUGUGCCUCCUCAGCUCUCACAGCUGCAUUCGCUUCGAUCCCUCAGUCUGCACAACAACUUGCUGACAUACCUGCCUCGAGAGAUCCUCAAUCUUAUUCACCUGGAAGAGUUGAGUUUACGAGGAAACCCAUUGGUUGUUCGUUUUGUUAGAGAUUUAACAUAUGACCCUCCAACUCUUCUGGAAUUAGCCGCAAGGACCAUUAAGAUCCGAAGUAUUUCUUACACUCCCUAUGAUCUUCCUGGGAAUCUGCUUAGAUACUUGGGUUCAGCCAGCAAUUGUCCAAACCCGAAGUGCGGAGGAGUCUAUUUUGACUGUUGUGUCAGACAAAUUAAGUUUGUGGAUUUCUGUGGGAAGUACCGCCUCCCCCUCAUGCACUAUCUGUGUUCUCCAGAAUGUUCCUCCCCCUGCAGCUCUGCCUCACACAGCUCCACCUCCCAGAGUGAGUCUGACUCAGAAGAUGAGGCAAGUGUUGCUGCACACAGAAUGCAGAAAGUUCUUCUUGGUUGAGCAGCAGUGGGUAUUGAAAAACACUAAAACACUGAGCGGAAAUGACUUAAAAAGAAACCGGGUCUUGAAGUUGGAGACCUGAGUAUUUUCAUCCUGAAUGUCCAUGUAAGAUUUGCCAUGAUGUGAAAGAAAGGUUUUGUAUUCUAUCUACACAUUCAGCAGGAGUGAGUCCAGUCCUGUGCUUAGAUUCUUUGAGUAACUUAUUAUGAAUGGCAGUUCAAAAUUUAGCUGGUUGGCCAUACUCUUCAUGUAAGUCUUUGAAGAAACACUAACAGAAUGGUUCAUUCUGAAGAACAGUCAUGUAUCAGCCGGAAAUGGUGUCACCUGGGACAGCUGAGUGGAAUGGAGCUCAUCACAGCUGGGACCAGGGCUGUCCUGGUUUAUGCUGAACACUAUACAUAAAUAAAAUGAAACUUCUCACUGUGUUACCCCUGGACUGUUGAAAGCCUUUCUGACCAACUGACUGGACAGGAAGGACUGUAACUUUUAAUAUGUUUUAACCAGCUCUUGUUUUGUGUGAUUGUUACUAACUUUAUAUAAUAUAGCAGUGAUGUGUUAUAGUGCCUUAAUCCUAGCAAGAUUAUGGAAGCUUGUUAUAGAAAGUAUUUCAGAGCAACCUACAACCUGACACUGUGCAAACCACUUGGAAAUAUUCUUAACCAACUAGUUGAACAAUUGUAUAGAUAACACCUGAGUUCUGAGGUCCUGGAACUCUGUAGAAUGGACUGGCCUGGAACUCGAGAGCCACCUGGGAGAUCUCCCACCUGGCAAUUCCAGGGGUCCUCUGCCUCCCUAGUUGCUGAUAUUACAGGUGUACACCACUAUCUGCUUCCAUGGCCAUCUUCAUUUGUGUUAACUGCAAUGAUCUCUUCUAAGUAAAUGGAUUUUACACUUAAUGAGAGGCUGAAGUCUUUAUUCACCAAAAAACAGAAUAAUAGUUUUGGGCCAAAACAUCUAAAUGACAAGUAGUCUAAGAAUGCCUGCUUUACAAUAUUGGACUAAAUGAGGAAAAGUCGGACAUAGUUGUGCACACCUUCAGACCAGCACUUGGGAGGUAGAGGCAGAAGAUCAGGACUUCAGAGUUGACCUAGGCUCCAUAGUAAAUUUGAGGCCAACUUGGGCUACAUACAUGAAAACUUAUCUCAGUAUGGAAGGGGGUGUAUUUUAACAAACAUCAAGUGUGCCUCCUUUGUUCCUCUCCUUUUCUAAACCAAGACUUCCUCUACAUUUAAAAGAAAAACUACAAGUGCACAAGUGAGUGAAGCAGAGCCCAUGUCCAGGAGUUCACAGAGCCAGCAUUGAGAGAACAUUAAAUACAUCCCUAAGGCAUGGGAGAAAAAGAGUAACACAAAUUGUUGUCAUUGGAAAUUAAUAAAUUUCACUAACUAGGUGAUUAGGCAUUUUAAAAAUACUAAAAGUAUAAGCUAACAUUAAAAAUAUGUAACUCUCACUGUUGGUCAUUAACCAACCUGUAAUAACAGGAAGCCUAGUUGGUAAGUGCCAAAAGUAGUUUCAGAUUGCAGUAGGGCAUCAGGUGAUCUCUUGAAGAGUGCUUUAUUAGAAGCCAACUGUAUGCUUAGAGUAUUUGUGUGUUAGGUUUCUUGUAUAUAUUAUUUUAAUAGAAUAUAUUAGUAGGUUCUAGGGUAAUUCAGGGUUUGUAUGUGUGUAUUACGUCAUGAAACACGAGAGUUUCGUGGCUGCAGUUGUGAAACGCUGCUAUAGUGAGUCCCCUUACCUUUCCCUCGGAAUAGUGUAGUAAGAUUAUUUUUUUCUUUUUUCUUUUUUUUUUUUUUUGAUUUAGAAAUAUUCUUCCUGUGUAUAUAGAAAUGAUGUUUCUACUGCUAAUAUAAUAGUAUGAUAGACAGUAUAAAGUCUUUGUUUAUUUCUCCAAGUAAGCAUCUGUGAGCUGCAGAUUGCAAGGUUGGGAAAAACAAAGAUGACUUGUAAAUGCUUUGUAAUUAGAUAGAUCAUUUAGUUAAGAAACACUGCUCAAAUUUGAGUUUGAAUGCUCAAAUUGAUGGGACCAUAUUCUUCUGGAUUAAAUACUUGUACUUUCUUGAUUGAUAGUCACCUUGACUUAAAUAAUAGUUUUCGUAGCAUUUUAGGAAUUACUUGUAAAUAGCCUUGUAAAUAGAGCUUUUAACCAUAUGUAUCCUUUCUAACCUCCUAGAAAGAAAGUAUAUCGUUUCUUCUUUUAUAGUUGUAAAUACUCCAGCCUGAGAUAGUUUCUAACCUGCACCAUAUGGAUGUAUCCUAUGGUGGUGUUCUUUAUGUGUAGAGUUCGAGUCUGCACAGUGAGCCAGGUCAGUGUGCAGCUUUGGCGGGGGUGGGGAUGCUGGGGACAGUUAUGGGUGGAGGGGGGGACCUGGUGCGUGUUAAGCAAGCUACAGUUCACACCUGGCUCUGGUCGCUUGUAAUGAAAUCUGCAGUUAGCUUUUACAUUUUUUGAAACUCAUCUUGGCCUUAUCUCUUACAGAAGUUGCUAGUGAUUUCUUAAUUUGUUUUCUUUUUCAUAUUUUUUUAACUGAUGAGUGUAUAUCAGCUUCCUGUAAUAGGAACUGGCCGUCUAGAAGUGAGACGAUCAUCUUCUGAAGUCAGCGGACUGUUAAGUGGUAGUCAGCCUCGUUAGUUAUGAGUUGCAUGUUUAUCUAGCUAAUGCAUGCUUAGAGUUUCGAAAUCAGCAAGGUCUAAUUUUUAUUAUACAGUUAUUUUAUUUUCUGAGACAGGGCCCGGCUGUGUAGCCCAGGCUAGCCUUGAGCUUGCUUAUGGUAACUCUUGUCUCAACUUCCCAGCUGCUGGGAAUACCGCAUACCCUUACCCUGCUCAAUGUUACUUCAAAAAGUGCCAAAGGUGCCUCUUGAUCUAAAAUCUUGAUAUUUAGAAUAUUAUUGCCAAUAUUAAAAAUAAACGUGCAUUAUAAAUUGUACUUGGAAUAUGUGACAUUUUGGGGUGAUGUAAAUAAAAGUUAAAGUCAACCCUUAAUAGUGCAGCACGCCCCUGCAGACCAGUUCGAACAGACGCUGGGUUUAUGGGAAUCAAAAGAGGCUGUUUGCUGGGAUGUUAAGUAAACAAAUCUUUUAAAGCAACAAAGGGGUAGGGAAAGAGAAAUCAUAGGUACCCAGGCAAACCCCUGAGCCGGUAAGGCCCUGUAGAGUAAUAAUGAAUUGUUAUCUAAAAACCUUAUCACUAGGUUUACUAUUAUUAUUAUGAUUGUUAAUUAUUGGUUCCUACUGCUGGGAAGCUGUUCACAUCGCCCCUCGUAAAGGAGAGCCAGCGAGCUGUCGGGGUUCCCCGGCCUUGCUCUUCCCAGAGUUGGAAAGUAGUCCCUCCUUGACCUGCUGUCUAUAACACAGCAGGCCACCUUGGUUACUGUUUGCCUUGUCCUUGUGCUUUUUAUAACCACAAGUAUUUAGUAGUAGCUAUUUACAAACAUGUUUCCAUGUGAGUGCUUGCAGACACUUCACCAGUAAAUGUAGAUGUGUAAGAUUAUUUAGCUGCAUUUAGUUUUAAAGUGCCUUUACCUAAAUGAUUUGCCUUUCAUCUAAAAGUAGACAUUUAUAAGUAUUGCUCUUUGUUUAGUCCGGAAUAUUUGAGUUUUAAGUUAGACUAGGCAUAUAACACAGUGGAGGUGCUGUGUAGGCUUAGGCAGCAUGACCUUAGCACACAGUUCUAUACCAGUGCUUACAAAGAAGUGUUUGUUUAGCCUUCACUAGUUGUACAUUAGGCAUAUAAUGUUACACAUUAACUCGGUAGUGUGCGGUUUUAUAUUUCCGUCAUAGUGUGAUCUUUAUCAAAAGUGUAGUAUGCAGCAAUGUCCUUUGUGGUCUGAAAGUGUCUGUGUCUUCCAUUUAGCCCUAAGUGUGGGAAAGAAAGUAUGUGAUAAAUUGUCAGUAGUCUUGUGACCUGUAUUUGACUUGGGGACUUGAGGGAGAAAGACUGCCCCUGAGAGGUUCCUUUGCCCACAAGAGGGCCCACUGUGUGUGUAGGAAAUCUGGGGAGGGAAGUCUCAAUCACGCUGUGCCAGAAGAUCAGAGCCAUCCAGAAUCAAGGAUGGUGCCCCACCACUACCACCCACCCCACCCCCCAGUCAAACGGUGUAUCUUUUUAUAUAGUAUUUUAUUUAAAAUGGAUAUUCACCACAAAGGAUAAGAGAAGUUCCACAGUCUUUUGAAAAUACUGUUACUGAGGUCUCGUGUGUUUCAGCAACAGUUUUCAUAUAGGUCAGAAAGGGGGUAGUUUAAUAAGAAUAAAAACCUCCAUUUGUAUAUUUCUUUGUGAUCUGUAUUUACUAGGGAUUGAAGAAGCAUUCCACUAGCUCACAACAUUGACCAUUUAGAAGGCAGUUUUCAUGGGUGCUGCUAGACUUGUACUUUAGUCUCAGUGAUUGAUAAUAUUCAGUCUCAUGUAUGUAUUGAAUCUAGUGGCUUGAUGAAGGCUAUUUACAUGCAGAAAACUAUCUGCAUUCAUCAGAAUAUACUUGAUUCUUUUGGCCAUAAAUAAAUUGAAUAUAACUGUAUUAUUUAAAACUCCAGCUGGAGGAGUCUUAGAUGAGUUGGCAUUGUUGUUUGCUGGCUUUGGAGCCGUAGCUAGGUUGGUUGGUGUUGUGCAUGGGAUGGUUAAGAGACUCACUGUGCACAGUUUACAUGGUCAGCACUGCUGUUGUGAGAAUCAGUGUUAACUCACUAGUCACUUUCUAACUAUCAUGUCUAGACUUGUGUGAGGUGUGUCACAUUCUCAGCCCACUUUGUGUGUGUGAUAAGCAAAGUAAUGGGAAAAGCUUUUUAAAUAACAAGUCUUAGCUUUGUAAAAUUUUUAAAAUUGGGGGUUUCAAAAACAACAAAAGAUGCUGAAAAUAUGUUACCUUUUUCUUGGGUCAAAUCAUUAUGCUCUGACAUCUUAAUUUUCUUUACUUAAAAGUCUAUUAGAAAUAUCUGUAUAAGUAUAUACAUAUUUAAAUUGUAACUCAGAAAUAUGAUUCAGCAGUGGAGUUUGUUUUCUGGAAAAAAUGUAGUCCUAUUGUAUCAAAAUUUAUUUUACUUUAUUAUGGCUAAUUAAGCUAUUUUAAAUUCUUGUGCCUCUUCCCCAAAGGAUAUUAAAUAUGAUCUUAUAUUAACUUUAUAUUCUUUCUUCAUAUAUUUUGCCUUAAACAUUGUGCCUUGUUUUAUUAGAAUGCAAUUCUGGCUUUUGUAACAACAUUUUAUUCUAAGUAGACAUUUACUUUAAAAAAAACUCCUUAUAGUACUUAGGUAUAUCACUGCUUAUCUGUUUAUUGAAUACACAACUCCGAACAUUUAGCGUGUUUUGGCAUUUAUUGUAUGUGCUAGAUAAAAGAGAAAAUAAAGUUAUAGUGUGUUCCUC
Messenger RNA from Apodemus sylvaticus (European woodmouse), 6797 nucleotides. It is a transcript of the gene Lrrc58, whose product is annotated as leucine rich repeat containing 58. NCBI's taxonomy places the organism in Eukaryota, Metazoa, Chordata, Mammalia, Rodentia, Muridae. Gene Ontology annotation, molecular function: protein binding. The record is from RefSeq and is a predicted model, not a curated record. The transcript is spliced from 4 exons. Bases 339 to 1439 code for a protein of 366 amino acids.